Molecule: messenger RNA, 2864 nt
Organism: Orbicella faveolata
Lineage: Eukaryota; Metazoa; Cnidaria; Anthozoa; Scleractinia; Merulinidae
Cellular component (GO): endomembrane system
Molecular function (GO): 1-acylglycerol-3-phosphate O-acyltransferase activity
Source: RefSeq, a predicted model, not a curated record
CCCUUCAUAUAAGACUAGAAGGAAAAUGGCGCCCUGCUGAAAUUUUGAUUCGGGGAUCGAAGGUUGUUGGGAUUCUCAGACUGAGACACUUACUCGGAUAAGGAGAGCUGUCAAAGGAAGUUUUAAUAUUAACUGCUGUUUGAGGCAUGGUCUUGCCAAUGAGUGUGAAGAAAUUUGCCGUAGUCUGGUUAUGGCUGGUGGUAGUUUUCUUAGCCAGUGGCAUUAUCAUCAAUUUCGUUCAGCUCCUCUUGUUGCCGCUUUGGAUCAUAAACAAAGACUUGUUCAGAUGGCUUAAUUUGAAUGUGGUUUACCUGCACUGGUGCCAGUUGACUUUCCUUGCAGAAUGGUGGUCAGGUAUGGAUAUCAAGCUCUAUGGAAAAAAGGAGGACUUUGAUAAAAUAGGAAAAGAGAGUGCUAUCUGUCUGGCGAAUCACCGUAGUGAUGUUGAUUGGCUAAUUGGAUAUACACUUGCUGAUCGGGCAGGAGUGUUGGCGACAUGCAAGUGUUACAUGAAGGGGUACUUGAAGUUUUUGCCAAUAAUUGGCUUCUCUUGGUGGUGCACUGAAUUUGCCUUCUUGCAUCGAGACUGGCAGAAAGAUCAGAAAGUUCUGGAAAGGAGUUUAAGCACACUUAAAGAUUUCCCAUUUCCAUUCUGGAUGGCCAUUUUUGCAGAAGGAACAAGACUUACAGAGGCCAAAAAACAGGCCAGUGUAGAAUAUGCUAGAGCACAUGGCUUACCUGAGUUGAAACACCAUCUACUGCCAAGAUCCAAGGGUUUCUCUAUGACUGUUCAAUAUUUUAAAGACAAAGUACCUGCAGUGUAUGACAUGGAAGUUGCUUUUCCAAAAGACAAGGAACCAAACCUCCGUCGGAUGCUCAUGGGUGAGGGGAGUGAGGUUCAUCUUUGGCUAAGGCGAACUCCACUUCAAGAUAUUCCUUCUGACAGUAUCGAGGAUACAUCCCAAUGGUGCAGGGAGGCUUUCCAGGAAAAGGAUAAGGCAAUGAGCUACUUUUUCGAACAUGGUAGAUUUCCAGAAGACAUAUAUGAAUAUCCGAGGAAAUCCAGGAAUCUCUUGGUUGUUUUAUGCUGGAAUACUAUAUUGAGCUUACCACUAGUUUGGUAUUUCAUUUCUGUCAUACUUUCUGGCUCCAUUGCAUCACUUUUAACUGCUGCUGCUAUUGUUCUAGUAGGUUACAUCAUGAUCAAAGUGCUGCUUCACUUCAGUGACUCCAAGAAAGGAAGUAGUUUUGGAUUGAAACCCUCAAAUGGGCUCGCCAAUGGCGGCGCAACCAAAAAACAAACCUAGAUCACACUUGGACUGUAUAAAGAUAUUUAACAUCUAAAUGAACAGCAGAGAAAUUAUCAAAAGUAGGACUAUUUUUGAAUCUUUGCAAUAGUUAGUUACAUUUUAGCCUCCAAAAUAUUGAUUUUCUCUUAUGUUUUGGUGCGGGUUUUACGAGUGUGUUUGAUAUUGUAUCUACAUUCUGAAUUCAACAAGGAUUUUCAAAUUGCCCAGAGAAGAGAAGAAAACUUCACUUCGCAACGGCAUUUUAGUAGCGUAACUGUGUAAGUGCAGGACAUACUCGAAAUUUUUAAUUUGACGUCUUUAUGUUUAAUUGGUGGAAAAUGACGUCACUCGUAAUUAUAAUUUCGUUACAUCAUUUUUAAUUUUGAAGUCAUUUGUAAGUAUAAAUUUCCGAGAUAAACAAUACGACAACUCAAGAUUAAAGCACGAAGACGAAAACUACAAGUACCGUAUAGUUCAUCACUUUGUCUUCACAUUUGACACACAGUCGAACCUCUCCACAACGGCCAUCUUGGGGACGGGGAAAAAUGCUGUUGCAGAGAGGUGGCCUUUAUGGGGAGUUAGGGGUGAAAUAUGACAAAUUUUUUGUUGUUUUUUUCGGGAGUGCAAUAUUUUUGUUUUUCAAAAAAAUGUUUAUUGUUGCAUAUAAAUACGUAACACUGAUUACUACGUAGAAAGCUUAAUUUAACGGGACAACGGCAUGAUAGAGUGCAAAGUGAAAGCCAAGAAUUGCAGGUCUCGUCAGCACGGUGUAGCAGCAAAACGUAAAGCAACCGGCUGGUUGACCGAUCAUCCACUCAACGCACAUAAUGGUAAUGACCUCAGAUGAAACUCAAAUGCGGACUGCGGAUUGGCCAAUGUCACCCAUUUAGUAGACUAUCGGUCAACCAGCCGGUUGCUUUACGUUUUGCUGCUACACCGUGCUGACGAGACCCAAGAAGGUCGAAACAGCUGUCCACGGUUGCAAUUCUUGGCUUUCAUUUUGGAUUCUAUCAUGUUGUCCCGUUAAGCUUUCUACGUAGUAAUCAGCCUUGCUUCAUUGUUAUGUUUCUACUCUUGGCUGAUCAGAUCAUAUACAGAUCCUACGUAUGCCGGCAGCUUUUUCGUUUGCGGUCCCUUGCAUCAUUGUAUUUAAUACAACAGGAACAGAGACCAAUGGCACGCGGUAAGGAUCAAGUUUCGUGGCCUUCUACAAAAAAAAAAAAUUAGGGUUUUGAAUUCACCGUUUGUCAGUCGUUGAUUAAGUUGAUACGCGCUUUAGUGUCCGUUGCCGUUGUGGAGAGGUGGCCGCUGUAGAGAGGUUAAAAUAAGAUUGUAUGUAUGGACCGACUGUAUUCUUAGUAAUAAGAUACGGAUCCUUUAAACUCAUAUUUGGUACGUGAAGUUUCUCGCGAGCUAUAAUGGGAUAAUAGGUUUUGAAUUGAGCGCUCAAUGCAGCGCUGAGUAUCCGGGUUGAAUCAAUUGCGAGUAAUUUCGCCUUUUCAAUUUCCUUACUCUAAAAUUUACUUGUCAUAAACGAAUAAAUAAAGAAAUAAAUAAAUAAAUAGCACCUCUGAA